UGGGAUUUGAGGCGCAGGUGGAUUUACGACGAUGAAGUGAACAAUUGCUGAAAUGCGCGGGCUAGAAAUACCGCGCUUGAGCAGCGCUUUGCGCGCUGCCACAGUCCAGAAAAGAACAGGCGUCAUUGUGACGGUGUCUGAUGAUCCUGCUUAUGAAAACUUGCUGAAGAAGCGAAAACAACGAGAAACUGAGAGAUCCCGAGAAACCUUCACGUGGAAAGAUUUCAUUUCAAGAGCUCGUUCUGUCGCUGGUGUGAAUGAAGCAAAGCUGACGCAACUCGCUGCGACAGUGAAAGAUGUUGCCGUGUUUUUAAGCGGAGGAGAAGAAGCUUCGUCGGUCGAUGAAGCCGCCAUUUUCCUGCUCAAAGUGUUCCACAAGAAAACCAUUGCGUCGAUGAGUGAUAUUGCCGAAUUGCGUAAGGUUUUCGGCGACGUGGACCUGCAACUGGCUCGUGAUGCUUGCAAGGCUGUUGGAGAGAUUCGUGAAAUUUUGCCGCUGGAAUUUUUCGACUCGUUCGUCUCGGAAAAUGCGUCGGAGGGCUCAUCCACCGAAGAAUUUGGAUUGAACUGUGAUGUCACGAUCGCGGAACCGUUGGAACAACGGUUUGAGAUACAUUUCUGGGACAAGAAACUCGUCAACGUGUUGAACGAAGGUGCAACUGCUGUCGACACCAGAGACGAUGUCCCAUCAUUGUGGCAAAAUGGUCUCGUUCACUCUGCUCCAACAAGCAGCAAAUGGAACCGACAUUGGCUGGAAGCAAAGCUAAUAGAAGGCGGAUGUGGUAGUGCGAAAGAUCCGGUAGCUUUGAAUGACCUGAUUAACUCUGUCAUUAGUGUAGUCGGGUCAACGAAGCCUUCAAAUGAAAUUCAAAAUGAGCUCUUCGAUCUUCUGGGAUUUGACUUCUUUGAGCUGAUUCAGGAGAUGCUCGAGCACCGACAAGAACUCGUGGACGCGACGAAAGAAAAAUUUGAGAAAGCCGCUUCGGAAGGGGAAUGUCCAUCCAAGGAAAGACAGGCGAUGCGCGGCGUCGGCAUCUCCCCAGUCGGGAAUAUGUACGUGCCCACAGUACUUCGGUCUUGA
Messenger RNA from Notodromas monacha, 1081 nucleotides. The record is from the annotation of a GenBank genome assembly. Lineage: Eukaryota; Metazoa; Arthropoda; Ostracoda; Podocopida; Cyprididae.